AUGUUCAUGACAAGGAUAACCCACAUCGUAAUGUUCUUCCUGCUGUCCCUCUGCGCACUCGUCUACGCUCUGCCCAUCCGCAUCCGGGAUGUCUUCGUGCCACCCAUCAUCACUCCCAAUGCUUCCACCGUUUGGGAGAUCGGUCAGCAAUACAAUGUGACAUGGAACACCACCGAUGCGCCAGUCAACAUCACGAACAAGUACGGGAUGGUUGUCUUGGUAGAGAAUGGGCUGUUGGACCUUGAAAACCCAUUGGCCAACAACUUCUCUAUCCUCGAUGGCUGGGUCACCGUCACCGCACCCGACGUCACCCCGGCCACUGACUACUCCAUCGUCUUGUUCGGUGACUCUGGCAACAACAGUCCAAACUUCACGAUCACAGACUAA
Sparassis crispa is the source of this 387-nucleotide messenger RNA. RefSeq lists its product as hypothetical. The record is from RefSeq and is a predicted model, not a curated record. Bases 1 to 387 code for a protein of 128 amino acids. The transcript is spliced from 4 exons. NCBI's taxonomy places the organism in Eukaryota, Fungi, Basidiomycota, Agaricomycetes, Polyporales, Sparassidaceae.